Aureobasidium musti is the source of this 1054-nucleotide messenger RNA. NCBI's taxonomy places the organism in Eukaryota, Fungi, Ascomycota, Dothideomycetes, Dothideales, Saccotheciaceae. The record is from the annotation of a GenBank genome assembly.
AAAAUAUGGACCUGUCUUUGCGCUGCAACUCGCUCAAAUGCCGGACACGUCUCAACGACAGAGCCGUGGUCACAACGUGCAGCCAUGCUCGAACUCUCUCGGGCUUUCCAGCUCAUCGAACGGACUUCGCGUAUGCCCUGCCUGCGACGCCCAGCUUGCAAACCCAGAUGAUGCCGUCUCUACACAGCUCAACCCGACUGAAGACUACAAGACAAGCGUCCUCAGCGGUCUCAGUCCGACAAUCAUUAUGGAAUGCUGUAGCCGUGGAAUUGCAUUCUACCAAUACCAAAAGCAGCNNAUGUAUCACGACUACAUGGCCAAGAAUUUGGCAGACAGAUACGCCAACCUCAACUCUCAAAUGGACAAUGUCAUCAAGGAUGCCAAUUCGGAAAUUAGCGGUCUAAGAGACAGACUGGAGNAAGCUGACAAUGUAGGAAUGCAUCUGGAGAAGAAGACGCUCGAGCAGAAGAAUCAGGAACUGGUCAACGCGUUCAGCGAAAAGAGCAAGGCCCACCAGCGACUGACCAAGCUAUACCAACGAGCCAAAGGCACCCAGGAAGCUGAGCAGAUGCGACACGCCGCUGCGGACGAUGUAGACCAUGUGAUCCAGACGAUACAAGGACCUGGAUACAGUGAAGUGCUUCGAGACAGGACACCUCAAAGACCGGUUUCGAUGCCCAGAAGAGGAGGUGGCCAAGAUCUGCCUCAGGUGUACAGUCAUAGCAGAGUGGGCAGCUACGGCGGUAACAAAAACCAGAUGUGGUCAAGUCAGAACUCUCGCGGAGGUNCUGGGUGUUUAGAGCUUUCGCAAAACACUGGCUCGCCCUCGCUAGUUUCUAGCAUGCCAAAUUAUGGCCUCAGACCUCCAGCAUCCGGUCAAAGACAAGCAACACCAAAUCGCCAGCCUUUGAGUGAGAUGCACCGCAACGCGACAAGCAGUCAAGGAUUUGGCAGCUAUGGCAGUGCCAGCGGAGGGGGCGUCAAAGUUGGCGGAAACAUGGAGCAGCAACGUCCUCAAAUCGUCAACCGUAGUAUAUCACGGGUGCUGCAUCGA